This is a messenger RNA of Trifolium pratense (red clover), 1436 nucleotides long. RefSeq names its product protein IN2-1 homolog B-like. The transcript has 10 exons. Lineage: Eukaryota; Viridiplantae; Streptophyta; Magnoliopsida; Fabales; Fabaceae. The record is from RefSeq and is a predicted model, not a curated record. Gene Ontology annotation, molecular function: glutathione transferase activity. The coding region runs from base 179 to 1117 and encodes 312 amino acids.
GAACGAAAAAAUUUACAUGGACUACAACCUAAAACUGCUAUAAUUGUGGGGGGCUAAAAUUUUAUUUAAGAAUUCAUCUAUAGAUAGUGCCAUGGCCACACGUUCGUUAAAAAAGGAUGUGAACAUGUGAAACCUGAAAAUAGAGUGAGGAAGAUCUAAGCUGCAUCACCAUAGAUUGAUGAAUAUUCAUCAUAUAAGAAUGAUGGCUAUAACAUCGUCAUUACCAACCAAUAAUAAUAGCUUGUUCUCAGUCUCAGCAAGGCCACAACUUUUGGUUACUUCUUCUCUUUCUUUCAUUUCCACAACUUCCAUCCAUUUCCAUAAUUAUUCAUUUCAUAAUAAGCUUCACCUUCGGAGGCAGCUUAAUUCUGUUAGAAAAUUGAGUCGAGUUCCCGCGCCAACGAUAGCCAUGACAAAGGUGCAAGAAGUUCUACCACCACCUCUUACUUCAACUUCACCUCCACCUUCCUUAUUUGAUGGAACUACCAGGUUGUACAUCUCCUACAAAUGCCCCUAUGCUCAGCGUGUAUGGAUCGCCCGUAACUCUAAGGGAUUGCAGGACAAGAUAGAGUUGGUUCCUAUUGAUCUGCAAGACAGGCCUUCCUGGUAUAAGGACAAAGUCUACCCAGCCAACAAGGUUCCAUCUCUAGAACACAAUAAUGAAGUUAGAGGAGAGAGUCUUGAUCUGAUUAAAUAUAUUGACACUCACUUUGAAGGCCCCUCCCUUUUCCCUACUGUUCCUGAUGAUAAGGAGUUUGCUGAAAAGUUGCUAUCUUACACGGAUACAUUCUACAAGACCGUAGUUUCUUCGUUUAAAGGAGGAGAUGUGACUGAGGCUGGCACUGCAUUUGAUUACCUUGAGACUGUUCUCUCCAAACAUGAUAAUGGACCUUUCUUCCUUGGCCAAUUCAGUCUGGUGGAUAUAGCAUAUGCUCCUUUCAUAGAAAGAUUUCAACCGUUUUUAAGGGAUGUGAAAAAUUAUGACAUUACAAUAGGCAGGCCUAAACUGGCAGCAUGGAUUGAGGGAAUAAACAACAUUGAAGGCUACAAAAUAACCCGUUCUGAUCCUAAGGAGCUUGUUGAAAGUUACAAGAAGCGCUUCCUGGCCAAUCCAUGAAUCCAAUGUUUGCCAUCACAGCACAAGUCAAGAGUGACAAGAUUGAUCGGAAAAUAAGUGUCAAAUGCACUAUAUCCAGGAAUCAUGCUCCGAGCGCCCAUCACCGGAUAGACUACUUCAUCCGGAAAAUGCCACAUAGUGAACCAAUGAUUAGAAUAUGUGAAGAUGAUCGUGCGACUUACAUGUUCAUUAUUUAUUAUUAUUAUUAUCUUGAACCCAAAUUGAUAUUAUCGAGUCAGUAUUGAGGCAGUCGCCAAGUCAAUUGUUAGGGCAUUUGUAAUAGUAAACUCCAUUGAAUAAUAAAGGUUUGUCUUGAAUA